Messenger RNA from Haemorhous mexicanus (house finch), 1451 nucleotides. It is a transcript of the gene ECSCR, whose product is annotated as endothelial cell surface expressed chemotaxis and apoptosis regulator. Bases 106 to 822 code for a protein of 238 amino acids. Gene Ontology annotation, cellular component: cytosol; plasma membrane. The transcript is spliced from 11 exons. NCBI's taxonomy places the organism in Eukaryota, Metazoa, Chordata, Aves, Passeriformes, Fringillidae. The record is from RefSeq and is a predicted model, not a curated record. Gene Ontology annotation, biological process: negative regulation of angiogenesis; positive regulation of endothelial cell apoptotic process; positive regulation of proteasomal protein catabolic process.
AUUCUUUAACAGGAAGCUGUGGAGAGUCAGCCCAGGCAGGCGAAUCGCUGCUGGCGGUCCCUCCCGGGAUGGCCAGAGCUCCGCCAGGCACAGAGCAGCGCGGAGAUGCCGCUCCCGUCCCUCCGUGCUCUGCUCUGGCUCCUCCUGCUGCUCCCAGGUUCCACAGCUCCCACAAACUCCUCCACCCCUGCUGGAGCAGGCCCAUCCCAAUCAACGGCACCCAGCCCUGAAGCCAAGAACCACAGCUCAGAGCCAUCAGUAAAAUCAACACCACUGACCAACCUGAGCCUCACCUCUGCAGGUCAAACUACUACAGCCACACCCUCCCCCACCACUACAACAACCACUGAGCGAGAUGAUAAGUCCAGUGGAAACAGAAGCACAGCAGCUCCUUCUCCAGCACAUCAAGGUCAGGAUUCCAUGAGGAAUGAGAGCACCACAACAUCAGCGACUCAAGGUGCUUCCUCCACACAGACAGGCACCUCAAAACCCAUCACCCCAGCACCCAACUCCUCCAGCCAAUUGCCUGAGCCCACCCCGACAGACGAGAAAUCACCGCUGACGGUGGCAGCUUUUGGUGUCAUCAGCUUUGUCGUUAUCCUGAUCGUGGUGGUCAUCAUCCUGGUCAGUGUGGUCAGCCUCAGGUUCAAGUGCAACCACUCCAAGGACUCGGAAGACAAACAGAAACCAGGAACCUCCAUGGUAUCAGAGAGCUGCUCAGCAGACACGAGCCAUAAGGGGAACAGCAUCACUCUGAUCUCCAUGAAGAACAUCAACACCAACAACAGCAUGAGCUACCCCCCGUCAGAAAAGGUGCUAUGAAGCCAAGAGCCCAGAGCUUGAAGCUGACACGUGACAACCAGCAGUGGCUUUCUAGGUUCUUUUUAUUUUUCCUUCGGGGAAAGAGCAAGGGUGGACUUUAUGUAUAAAUUAUUAUGUCCUUUCUGAUCAGUACAUUUACAGUAGUGUCCUACAUAGCUUCCCCACCUGGGGCCUAAGGGCUUUCUCCAGUUACAGCCUGCCACACUCAGUGGUUGAUAUGUAACUCUAUUUUUGAUAUGCCUUCAAACACUCAGAUAAUUCCAGCAGCAAGAAGCACCAAGGCACCAUCCACUCCACUAAUAAACCUCUGCCUUAGAUGAAUGGCCUUUAUAGUCUGUGCCAGGCAGUCAUGGGCUCGUUAAUCAGCAUAGCCCCACGUGGAGCCAGACCCGUGCUUGGGAAAGCUGAUCCGAAGCUGAAGGCCUGAUGGGACUGAAAUGCCCAAGUUCUGGGUCAAAUCCCAGCAUGACUGCUCCAAGCCCCUUAUCCCUGGUGCCCUCAUUGUCCCCACAGCAGUGGGAUGGUCACAUCACAUCCCCCUACCUCACAGGGUUGUUGUGAGGCCUCGUUAAUCCCUGUCUGUAAAGCGUUUGGAGAGCUGUGAAUUAAAGGUGCUGCUGAAAUGCAAA